Dreissena polymorpha is the source of this 1047-nucleotide messenger RNA. RefSeq lists its product as uncharacterized. The coding region runs from base 1 to 1047 and encodes 348 amino acids. The transcript has a single exon. Lineage: Eukaryota; Metazoa; Mollusca; Bivalvia; Myida; Dreissenidae. The record is from RefSeq and is a predicted model, not a curated record. Gene Ontology annotation, molecular function: protein dimerization activity.
AUGAGCCCCGAUACCCCUGGGUUCCGUGUACUGUGCCCCACGAGAUGGACAGUGCGUGCAGCAAGCCAGUGUAGUGUCUUAGACAACUACAUGUACACUGUGUUACAGACCUUGUGGGACACCUGCUACGAGCUCGGAGACACGGAGAUCCGUUCCAGGAUAGUAGGCGUGCGGUCCCAGAUGGAGAGCUUCGACCUCUUCUUUGGUGUCCAUCUGGGUUACAUCAUCCUGCGACAUACAUACAACUUGAGCCGCACCCUACAACAGAAGGACAUGUCCGCAUCAGAGGGUCAGGCAGUUGCUUCAAUGACGGUGGAAACAUUGACCAGCAAAUGCUCCGACGAUGCCUUCUACAAGUUUUGGGUUGACGUCAACAGCCAGCUCGAUGACGUCGACGUAGGAGAGCCAGUGGUUCCCAGGCGACGCAAGAUGCCGAAACGCUAUGACGUUGGAACCGGGGCCCACGAGUAUCCAGCCACAGCACGUGAUUGGUACCGCCCGGUCUACUUUGAAGCAUUCGAUUUGGUGAUCGCGUGUAUCAAGGACAGAUUCGAUCAGCCAGGCUACAAAACCUACAGAUCCCUCCAAGACCUUCUUGUGCGCUGCGCCCGUGGUGGUGACUACGCCACUCAUCUGCGGAGCGUGAUUGACUUCUACAGGGACGACUUCAACGAGCAGGCGCUCACCUCUCAGAUGGAGAUGUACCAGGUCGCCGUACGGGACAAGAAGGUCAAGACCAUCACGGACAUUGUCACGUUCUUCCGCGACUUGCCUCCUGAGUCUCGCCUCUUUUUCUCGGAGGUGGUGCGCGUCCUCCUCCACGUCCUGGUAAGGCCAGCCACCAACGCCACAAACGAGAGGUCCUUCUCCGGCCUGAGACGCCUGAAGACGUACCUCCGGACGUCUAUGGCACAGGGGAGACUCACCCACCUCAUGACGCUCCACGUGCACAGGUGUGCUACCGACGCAAUGGACUUGUUAGAUGUUGCCAAUGAGUUCGUCAGUGUGAAUGAAUCACGGUUAACUAUCUUCGGGAAGUUUUCAUAG